This is a messenger RNA of Mesocestoides corti, 1764 nucleotides long. NCBI's taxonomy places the organism in Eukaryota, Metazoa, Platyhelminthes, Cestoda, Cyclophyllidea, Mesocestoididae. The record is from the annotation of a GenBank genome assembly.
ACUGGGGCUUUGCGGUCCGUGGACGUUGAGGCGCUGCGGAGUUGGCUCGAAGACAAGGCGAUCAUGGUGCCUGAGGGUUGGCUCGAAGCGUGUCUCGAGUGGCUGGUUGAGGACCAGGGCGAUCGCUGCGCUCAAUUCACUCCCCUACAAUGGCGCGAGGCUGUCAGUGCCAUAUUGAACAUCGGCGAAUCCUAUUACGGCCAGCUUCGAAAAUUGGAGGGUGACCUUGACAAGGAUCUCCCCGAUUUGGAGAAUGAUCCGGAUCAAGUUGACUUUGAAGACCGUUCGGUGUCAUUGACGUUUCAGUCUGCAAAUGGUAAAAUUAACCACUGCAUUAGACAUGUGCUUUGUUCGUCGCAAUACAGCCAAGCAAAUAGGACUUGGGGUCAGCAGCCAACUUACGCUCUCUACCUCACCGACGGAAUCACAACAAUCAAGGCCGUGGAAUUGGGGAGCAAAGCGUCGUCGUCGUCGUCUUUGGUUCUGGAAGACCGAUACCGCGUCGGUGCCAAGGUCAAACUUCGUGGACCGUUGAAGCUGCGCAACAGGGUUCUCAUGUUGCCUUGUGGUUCAAUCACGUGCCCGUCCGCGUCACCACAAUCGCACUGCGUCGUGCUUGGCGGUGAAGUCGAUCAAGAUGAGGAUAGGGUGGUGAAGAAAUUGACUCACCUGCAGGAGGAACUGCUGGUCAAGUUGAACUUGCCUGUCUCCGCUCCGCCGGACUGGCUUCCAGGACGUCGUCGCCUCGCCGCCGUUUCACAGGAGGCUCAAUCCACGCGGUCGCCGCCUCCACCACCACCACCUCCUGCUCCUUCUGCCUCUGUCGGGAGUCGCCAUCAAAAUUGCACUGUGCCGCAGUCCCUGAAUGCAACACGCGUUGCGCCUCCACCUCAGUCACCUGCUGUCGCCAAGCAAGCGUCGAGCGAGGGCCUCUUCGAGACCAACGAUGACGACGACGUGGAUGACCUCCUCUUGGCCUGUGCUAUGGAAAACCUCGAAGCUGAAGCUGUUGUUGCGAGUGAGUUAACUUUCGAUAAUCUGGUGGCUUUUGUAAACGCUGAUGAGGACCAGGUGGACGCUGCGUUGUUGAACUCAGCACUACAAGAAAUCGAUUUUUCGCCACUCCCCGACCCACCCCCCAUCGAGGUUCUCAAACGACCAGCAGCGAUGCCGCCUUCCACGGAGCCUCCGAGAAAGAAGACCUCGCUGAAGGCGGAGGUUGCGUGCGCGAAGCGUCCGCACUGCGCGGACAUUCGAAGAUUCCUCGGUGACACGCAGAAGCCAUCUCACAGCGUCCCCAUUCAAUCCUUCUCCUACUUACAGGACGUCUACUAUGACCUUCAAAAACAAUCCUCCAACCAAUCAGAAGUGCCUCGCAAGGAAGUCUACAAUAUCCGCGGGAUGCUGGUGAGCUUGCAGUCGAGACUGGAGCACCACGACGGUCAGCGUUGGUCCCUCACAGUUCGUCUCUCUGACGGUUCGGCCACCGUUGAUGCCGACAUGGAGGACGAUCUGCUGAAGGAGUUGAUCGGUGUUUCAGCGGUUGAAAGCGAAGCGAUGCGCCAGCUUGGCCGAAAAGGCGAUGAAAAUCAAAAACGACGUUUGAAGGAAGUGAUUGACGCGUUUCAGUUGAAGUUAUGUCAUCUCAACGGCCUCUUUGAAAUUGUGCUAGCUGGACCUCCGUCGUCGGCCAAACCACGAAUCAGGCGUUUCCGUGCUCUUGAUUCCCAUUGGCUCUCCGAAUUGCAAAAGCGCGUUUUGUAA